AUGUCGAGGUUCUGGCAUGCUCUUACUUUUGGUCCAUGGACUGCAUCCAACAUCUUCAGCGUGAAGGAGCUCCUUCGCAAUGCCUUCAGCUCGUACUAUUUGCUUCUGAUUUUGAUCAUGGAAGCAUUCCAGAGCAGAGGACGAAAAUGCUGGUUCCUCUUCUUUCCGCAAAUCACUUGUCGGAACAUCUUGAGAAUGCUGGGGGCAUUGAUCCUUCGACUUCACGGCUGGCCAGCAGAUGCUGUGUUCGAACCGCGGUUGACACAGGAGGAGACUCACUGGGAUGUUUUGGAGUAUUUUGGAGACAGUCUCGAAUAUUGGUUCGGGCAAGUAAAAACGGCCAAACGCGGCAUUCAUGGAACGAGCAGUACCGCGAACUCCAUUCAAGCGGCGCAACUUCUCCACUUGCGCCAGUCACAGCGCAAAACUGAGGCAUUCCUUCGGGAUCGUGCCUCGUCCGAGAGGAAGAUUCAACCCAGCGACAGGGAAGGCAUUUCAGAACUGGCAUUGGAGUGCUUGCAGGAUGCCGCUACCUUUGCUUCAAUCUGCACGAUUCGUCGACAAUCCGAUGAUAUCAUCAAAGACCUGAAGCAGUGGUGGGUUUCCAAUGGGAAAGAUCUUUUGCUGGUGGAUAAUGUGGAAGAUGUUGACGAGGAGGAUGACGUGGAAGAAGAAGAAGAAAUACCAGAACCAGUAGAAGGGGAAAGUUUGGACAAACACGCCGUUUGUCACAUCGUUGAAGUGGUGGAAACAGAUGUGCAGUUGAACCAGCAGAUCAUUGCGGCAACCCAGGACCUGAAAGAAUCCAAAGAACAGUCAUUGCAGGCUGAUGUGGAUCUUUUUUUGAGUGAAGAUCCUGAGUGCGAGGUUGUCGAGGAAGAGGGCAUGACGAUUGUGCCAGAGAUUGGGUCGUCAAGGUCUUUACGAGAGGUGCUGAUUGCCUCUGAUCUUCAAGGGUUUCUCCCAACCGACAAGGAUGAUGAGAAUCAGCUCUUCAAGAGAAUCCAAAAAAUGUCUCCACACCUUGGAAAUUUCUCAGCUUUUGUUCGGAUUGGAGAGGGGCUCUUGUCGAGAGCAUCUGUGACUGGCCAAGUCCGAACCAGAAACCAGCAGCAGAUUCUUGAACACGAACUGGCUGAGGCAAGGACAGAAUUUGUUUGCAGCCAGGGUAGACAGAGUCGACUUGCCUUGUGGCAGGAUUUCAGCAACAGAGUUGAAGAAGCACUGAAGCCAGUGGAAGUGCCGAAGCCCGACUCAGAAGAAACAAUUUCUGCUGGGGCCAAAAAGAUCCAAGCAAUCGCUCCCAGUUCUUUUCACUCAGCAAAUGGAGCCCGCACGUGCCAGCUCUUGCUCGUGAAGCCCUUUUUGGCAGGUGGCUCGGAGGGCCCACUACGGCUUGGAGUGGUGGUUGGAGCAUGGAGGGGCGGCAAAUCCAAAAAACAACAUGUGUGGCCUGAGGGGCAUCUACCAGUCAGUUCUGCCACAAAGGUCCACGUUCGUCUCUUGACGCCACAAGGACAGAAGAACGAGAAAGGAGAUCAAUUGUGUGUGGCCUCUUCGGUCAGUGCAGUUCUUUCUCUUGGUGCUCAUGAUGGCUCUAUCCUCCUGGAGGUACCCACUGCUUGUUACACAGUGGAGUACACAGACACGCAUCUCAUCAUUUGGAUCUCCAAGAAAACGGUGCAAGCCCUCUCGAAGAUCAACCAGGCAUGUGUGCCAUUUCACGCAAAGAAGAAGAAUCAGGAUUCAGUGGCUGCAAAAGCCUUCUUCUCAGAAGAUGACUUCAGCCGCACCACGACCGGCGCGAAGAACAUCCAACUUUACCUACAACAGAUGAAGCGCGACUAUGAGAAGUUCUUCCCUGCACUGGAAAACGAGAAGGGCAAUUUGAUGUUACGGCAGGACAUUCAGGUCACCUUUGCCGAAAUCUUGGCACGAAUUUCAUCGUACUUCAAAAAGUACCUGAAGGGCAGUGAACACUGGAAGGGGCUGACCAAAGAGUACCAGCAAUUGCCGGAGUUUCUGCUGAGAGCACGGAGGAAGCAAAGCCAAGAACUCUUUGCAGAGGCCUUGCCGGCGGCUGAGGAGGCUCUCAAAAUGUACUAUGCUGUGGAUCGGAGGCAUCAAGAAAGCGAAGUCAAACUCAGAGCCAUGCGGUCAGCUUGCUUGAGUCACCUGCAGAGUAGUCUCAACAAGCUGAGUGAGAAGCAUGACCUGAAGGAAUCCUUGCUGCUGUCCGUGUUGAAGGACCACGGCUGGAUUGAGGGAACUGAGAUGGAGUGGGGAAAGGUACCUGGUCACUUUGACCCUGCACCAGACUUGAAAGCCUUCGUGAAGAAGCUGCGGUUCUGGGGGGAAGCAGAACCAGCACCAGAAACUGUUGAUGCGGGAGAGGAGGAAGACGAGAAAGAGGAGGAAGAGGAGGAAGAGGAGGAAGAGGAUGGGCUGCUUGGAGUUGCGGCCGUCUUUCUUGACGAGGGCAGUGAGGGCGAGAGGCCCGGCCGUGUGUCGGCCGUGCGCAGCGUGCCUCCCAGCAUUCCGCGGCCCGACUAUGUGGAGCAAGAAGUGGAGUUGGAUCGUCGCACUGGAUUGCCAAGGCAUCCCUUCAUGUACUGCACGGAGGUCAAAACUCCCGAGCAGGUGCUGAAGAUGCGGAAGGCUUGCGCUUUGGCGCGGGAAGCUUUGGAGGUGGCGCGUGAGAACAUCAAAGCCACGGUGACCACCGACGAUGUGGAUGCAGCGGUGCAUGACUUUGUGGUGUCAAAGAACGCCUACCCGAGCCCAUUGGGCUACUUGGGCUUCAAAAAGAGUGUCAGCACCAGCGUGAACGAUGUCAUUGCGCAUGGCAUCCCCGACGACCGAGCCCUUGAGGAUGGCGAUAUCCUCAACGUGGACGUGACGGUCUUUUUUGAUGGUUUCCAUGGAGAUACCAGCUGCAUGUUUACGGUGGGAGAGGUGGAUGAAGCCGGCUUGCGACUCUGCCAGGCUGCGCAGCGAGCUACUAUGGCUGGCAUCCAGGUCUGCGGCCCCGGCGUGGACUUUCGCUUGGUGGGUGAGCGCAUCGAAGAUGUGGCGGACCAACAUGGAUGCAACGUGAGUCGGGAUCCAAGGGGUGCUAGGGCUGAAACCUCGAGGCUUUCAGGUUAA
Cladocopium goreaui is the source of this 3147-nucleotide messenger RNA. NCBI's taxonomy places the organism in Eukaryota, Dinophyceae, Suessiales, Symbiodiniaceae. The record is from the annotation of a GenBank genome assembly.